AUGGCGGUUUUCAGCCUUGCAUAUUUCCCUAACCGAGCUGGCCUCUCAACACCACCUGCUCCUCCGGGAGGCCUCUUCUAUAUGCACACAGCCUUCUUGUCGUCCCUGGGUCAUCGCGGGUCCGCCGGGAGGCAACGGGCCUCCCGGAGGGGUCUCAUGGCCGCAUUGUUGCCGCCUUAUGGCUGCCUUAUGGCCUUUUUUGACAGCCUUGGUGCCGGUAGUGCCAGCGAUGUCAGAUUGAGGAGAGGUUUGAUUGGUGCCCUGAGCUUGUUGGGAGUUCUGAGGCUCUCAUAUGGUCGGACCUCCAACUACAACGUCGUUUCUAGCCGAUACAUUCCAGACCUCUUUAAGUUUUUGAAAUCUAUCUUUCAAACACUUCGAACGCUGGUCUAUGCGCAUGCAAUAGAACCACUACAACAUUAUUGCCAGCCGCAAUGCAUCAUCCGGGUCAGCUUCCGCGGAGGGAGUGGAUACUCCUGCUGUUCUCAGUCGAUCUCACCAAAUGGAUCUGCUGCCGUGGCAACGACGGAUAUCCCAUCUUCGAUGACUUGCCCCAUCUGCGGUAUCUACUUUACCGUCGGCGACUCUCGCUCGCCAUCUCGAGAGGGAAAGGCCACGUCGGAGCUUUUAAAGAUAUUCGCUCUGGGAAUUCGUCAUAGCUGUCUGCAAUACCGCCAUCAAGCCUGUCACAAGUGUAAAAUGCAGCAAGACACGAGAAAGUCCGACAGAAGUGUCACCAACCGCAACCCAUCGUCCUCAGCUCAUUUGCGCUCUAUCUACCGCUCCCCAACCUUCAGCGUGGGCAGCCUCACAUUCAGACGCCUAAACGAAUGA
This is a messenger RNA of Mytilinidion resinicola, 834 nucleotides long. RefSeq lists its product as uncharacterized. The transcript has 4 exons. The coding region runs from base 1 to 834 and encodes 277 amino acids. The record is from RefSeq and is a predicted model, not a curated record. Lineage: Eukaryota; Fungi; Ascomycota; Dothideomycetes; Mytilinidiales; Mytilinidiaceae.